Molecule: messenger RNA, 2517 nt
Organism: Iphiclides podalirius (scarce swallowtail)
Lineage: Eukaryota; Metazoa; Arthropoda; Insecta; Lepidoptera; Papilionidae
Source: the annotation of a GenBank genome assembly
AUGGAUGACGUAUCAAAAAAGUACAGCGAGGACGGCGACAUGGACGACGCAGGCGACGAUUCGGUCGGCUGCUUCGGGCGGCUGAUACUCUCGUUGCGGAUCAAUCCCAACUUGGUUAUGCUGAAAGUGACUUUGUUCGUUAUGUACGGCGCGACCGCGUCGCUCCUCCCAUAUCUGACCAUACACAUGCAAAGCAUCGGACUCACCGUGCCCGAGAUAUCUUUUGUUUAUUUGGCGCUGCCCUUCACCACUUUUCUGAGUCCACCUGUGACGGGUUUCCUCGUGGACCGCUUCGGUGAAUACAAACCGGUGGUGAUCACGGCGCUGAUACUGAACGCGGCUUUCCAUCAUUCGUUGCUGUUGAUACCGCAUCAGGAGACGCCCGGGAUCAUGCCAUCGGCUUACGUUAUGCGGCACCCCAUCAAAAGGAGCGUCGAGAUUUGGUGGAGCCCGUGCCCUAGUAGAGAAUGCCCGGACGAAGAUGAACAAGUGGACUUCGUUCUGGACAGGUGCGUGGACCACUGCAUGUUGUCCAGGCCCACGGAAAGCCCAGCCAGCGACCCUUCUGAUGACAAAGAUGACCUCGACUUUCAUAUCAGUCAUAAGAUAAAACCCCCAAAUUUAUCGAACAGCAGUUACUUAAACAUGACUGAUGAUGACGAAGAUUACAAUGACGCGGCAUUCUUUCUGAUUGAAGUUCAUGAUGAUUUAGGAGAGCCAAAGGAGCAGCUAGGAAUUGAAAUGGAGCGGGAUGACAAUGAUACGGUGACAGAUUUUCGAUCUAGGUUCGGCGAGAAGUUACUGAUAGCGCAAGGAGUGAACAUAACUGCGCUAGAUAAGGAGGAUCUUAGGUGUGGUGGUCUUGUUAUGUUGCAUAAUAUGACGAAGCUGUCUCAGCAACGGUUGGAAUCGCUCUCAGCGGACUGCAUGGUUCAAAAAUGCGAUUUCAGGAAAGGCGGCCCCGAAAUCUGUCCGCCCGAUUACAAAGAGAGCGACGACAAGACAUUCUACAUUUACUUCUUCUUGAGGUUCAUGGGAACGAUUAUGCUAUCAGCCGGCGUCACGAUUAUGGAUCCGAUCGCUUUGACAAUGAUACAGAAGUACGGCGGUGACUUUGGCAGAGAGAGAUUGUUCUCUAGCAUCGGAAUGGCGAUAUUCUCCCCUAUCACAGGCAUGCUUAUAGAUAUGAGGAGCAAACAAGUUGGUUACACUGAUUACUCGGCCGCUUUUUACACUUACGAUGUUUUACUUUUGGUAUCGGCGAUGACGGUUGCAGUAAUGCCACUCGGUGCCAAGUUGCCGGCCGACAAUUUGCUACACGACCUUGUGAAUAUCAUCAAGAUGCCGCACAUAAUCAUAUUCAUCUUCUUCCUGUUCGCACUAGGCAACUUUUGGGGCUUCAUCGAGUCUUACCUGUUCUUGUAUCUGAAGGAGCUGGGCGCGCCGAAUUUCCUGCUCGGAAUAACCGUGACCGUGGGCACACUGAGCAGCAUCCCGUUCCUCUACGGAGCGGAUGCCAUCACCGCACGGAUCGGUCACGUGAACGUCAUCAUCGUCGCGUUCUUUUCCCACGCGGCAAGGCUCGUCGGCUACUCUUUUAUAGAGAACUCAUGGUGGUGCUUCCCGUUCGAAGCGAUGGAAUCGCUUUCCGUACACUUGAUGUGGGUGGCGGCGGCUACUUACUGCGCCAUGCUGGCACCGAAGAGCUUGCUGGCGACGCUCAUCGGAGUUUUGGGGAUGGCACAUUUUAGCCUUGGAAGGGGCAGUGGCAGUUUCGGGGGAGGGCUGCUUAUAGCAUCUUUGGGAACAAGAGAGGCUUUUCGGUACAUGGGCCUGAUUGCCUUCUUGGGUGGAGUGUUGUACGGAAUUCUACACUACUUCUGGCUGAGGAAAAUUAACAUGUCCGGUAUGCGGGAGGUUUGCGAACCGGAUACAGAAAGCGGCGAAGGGGACAAGCUUAACGGCGAACCGCUGAGGAAGGACGCCGAAACGAUGAUUUCGCUGGAGAGGCUGCACAUCAUCACCCGGUUCAAUCCAUUGGGAUCAUUGCACUCCCUGCCAAGGAGUUCCCGUGCAAGGCUUUCUCAAGGCGACAUCAACGAGCUGUGCAGGAGCCGCAGUGGCAGCAACAGCCAGAGGCGCUGCAGCAACAUUGAGAUCCUGCCCAAAACGCCGCAGGGCUCUGCGUCGAAGGUCGACUUACUCCGUUCAGCGUUGGAAAUAACCCAUCAGCAAGCGAAGGGACACAUAUCGAACCCAGUACUGUCCAGUCAGAUCAGACACCCUAAUCCGUAUAAGUUCGCCAACAGCGCGCCGAAACUGAGCCAGCGGAAUAACAUAUCGCAGCCGGCGCUCGUCGAAUUCGACUCGCGGCGGCGCGACUCCAUACCGGAGGAGGUGGAGGAGGACCGCCUGGUGCAAAGGCACGGGAGGGCCCCCGCCCGCCUUCCCCCCACUUACGACGAGGCGACGAAACAGCGCAGGAGGAGUUGGCAAUCAGACGACAGCACGCCGACC